AAGCAGGCGGCAGGUUGGCAGCUGAAGUGCACCAGCAGUUUCUCCAGAUUUCCACUGGAUAGCUAUGUUUACUUGACUGCGCGGGUGAGUCUGGGAGCGCAGUCGCUCGUCCAUGUGAUUGGAUUCCACCUUACCUUCACUUGGUCGGAAGAAACGUAGGAACGAGGAAUAAGAUUGAUUGUAUCGGUGAGGCUGUCAGAAUUGAUCAUAUUGAUUAUAAACGGUCAACACUACAUAACCAAUUCGCGUAGCCACUCGAGAUUUGACUGCAACUUUCUGCGGCAUUCUUUGACCUCCAAGAAGAUUGCUCUGCGACGGACAGGAUAUAUUGAUGGAACGUUAGUUUACAUCACUCAGAAUAACGCAGCCGAGGACUGACUUUUUUUCUGGACAUUUUAUGCGUGCCAUAAAACUAGACAUCCUCUAUUUAGUAUAGCAAAUUCGCACAAUCACGUCUCUUGAACGGGCCGGCAAGUAUUUUGGAUAACCGUUUCUCUUGUGUAGGCAUAUCAAACAGAAGUCAAGACGAAAUCGUUCAAGAAUCCUUGCGCCGGCCGUCAGUGCGCGCGUGCUUUUGGAAACAUGGGUUGUACAUUAAGUGCAGAAGACAAAGCUGCUGUGGAGAGAUCAAAGAUGAUUGAUAAAAAUCUCCGCGAGGAUGGAGAGAAGGCAGCAAGGGAGGUAAAACUGCUCUUACUAGGUGCGGGGGAGUCGGGGAAGAGCACCAUUGUCAAGCAGAUGAAGAUCAUCCAUGAGGAUGGCUACUCAGAAGAUGAGUGUAAGCAGUACAUAGCUGUGGUCUACAGCAACACCAUUCAGUCCAUCAUGGCUAUCAUCAAGGCUAUGGGCAACCUCAAGAUCGACUACACAGAAGCCGCCAGAGAGGAUGACGCCCGCCAGCUCUUUGCCCUGUCGGCUGCUGCUGAGGAGCAGGGCAUCCUGCCCGAUGACCUGUCCAAAGUGAUCCGCCGCCUGUGGUCCGACAGCGGGGUGCAGAGCUGCUUCACACGCUCCAGAGAAUACCAGCUCAAUGACUCAGCCGCAUACUACCUGAAUGAAAUGGAGAGGAUAGCCAAAUCAGACUACAUCCCCACACAGCAGGACGUGCUGCGGACCAGAGUCAAGACCACUGGCAUCGUGGAGACACACUUCACCUUCAAAGACUUGCACUUCAAGAUGUUUGACGUGGGCGGCCAGCGCUCAGAGAGGAAGAAGUGGAUCCAUUGUUUUGAAGGAGUCACAUCCAUUAUCUUCUGUGUUGCGCUGAGUGCUUAUGACCUGGUGCUGGCUGAGGAUGAGGAGAUGAACCGGAUGCAUGAGAGCAUGAAGCUGUUUGACUCCAUCUGCAACAACAAGUGGUUCACAGAGACCUCCAUCAUCCUCUUCCUCAACAAGAAGGAUCUGUUUGAGGAGAAGAUUACAGGCAGCCCCCUGGCUAUCUGCUACCCCGAGUACACAGGAGCCAACAAAUACGACGAGGCAGCGAGUUACAUCCAGACUAAGUUUGAGGACCUGAACAAGAAGAAGGACACGAAGGAGAUCUACACCCACUUCACCUGCGCCACCGACACCAAGAACGUCCAGUUUGUCUUUGACGCCGUCACCGACGUCAUCAUCAAGAACAACCUGAAGGACUGUGGUCUCUUCUAGAGGCGGGGCCAGGGGAGGCAGGCCAGAGGAGGAGCUAAGGAGUGCUUGUACAAUGAGUCUGCUGCCUGGGGGAUAGAGUGGACAGACACACCACCGUCACAGACAGACUGUACCGGCCUUGAAAGCUCCUGCUUUUCAAUAUGGGGAAAAAACAUAACAAACUGAGAAGUUGGGAGAAAAAGCCUUGCAGAAUUAUUCCAAUGAUCACUUAUUCUCACCUGUCAUGUCCAUCCUCUCCCUCUUGUGUACGUUUGUUUAUUUCCUUUGCAUGUUAGAUAUUUAAUUUGAUUAGGGGUCUCUUUUUUCUUCUUCUGCCAAGUCUGAAUUUGAUCUCAGAUGUAAUUUUUUUUUCUCUCUUUUCUUUGUUGUUUUAUAAGUAUUAUCCCUUUACUUUAACAGAUGUCGGCAUUUUAUGAAACUUUCAAUUGCAUAAAGCUUUUUUGUUGUUGAAGGGAAACAAGUAUGGAGAGAGAACAUGAGUUGAGAGGAACACGUUUUUGCUAAUAUUUACAUGACAUACUAACGUUGUACGCUGUAUCAUAUCACUUAUUAUCGUUAUUACACUUGACUGUCCGUAGACGAUCAUAGCUGUACUUCUUUAGUCGCCACAAUGUAACAUUCCUUCCAAAACAAUUACAAAGAGUAAAGAAAAAAGUCUCAAUUUGAAGAUUUAAAAACCUUCAAGUUU
This is a messenger RNA of Oncorhynchus nerka (sockeye salmon), 2338 nucleotides long. Its product is annotated as guanine nucleotide-binding protein G(i) subunit alpha-2. Bases 583 to 1650 code for a protein of 355 amino acids. Gene Ontology annotation, molecular function: G protein-coupled receptor binding; G-protein beta/gamma-subunit complex binding; GTPase activity. NCBI's taxonomy places the organism in Eukaryota, Metazoa, Chordata, Actinopteri, Salmoniformes, Salmonidae. Gene Ontology annotation, cellular component: heterotrimeric G-protein complex. Gene Ontology annotation, biological process: gamma-aminobutyric acid signaling pathway; adenylate cyclase-inhibiting G protein-coupled receptor signaling pathway; G protein-coupled adenosine receptor signaling pathway. The record is from RefSeq and is a predicted model, not a curated record. The transcript has 9 exons.